Molecule: messenger RNA, 8871 nt
Organism: Paramuricea clavata
Lineage: Eukaryota; Metazoa; Cnidaria; Anthozoa; Malacalcyonacea; Plexauridae
Source: the annotation of a GenBank genome assembly
CCCGAACUAGCCGGUUUAAUUACAAAUGUCUGAACUGAACUGAUCAAAAGUUGAUCUGGCCAAAACAUUGGUGACUUGCAGGGAUUAUUAGUGAGUUACCGUUUGAAGAUUCAAUUCUUUCGAAUAUGACGCUUCAUUGAACCGCUUUCAUGCGGCAAACUUGGGCUUAUUGGUUAUGCAUGGUAAACACGCUUAGACGUUUCUAGUUUAUUGCUUGGUAUUUGUCAGCUAUCCGGCGAGGUUUUAAUGGCUUCUUAACUCUUUGGUAAACAUUUACAAAUGGAGAAGAUGUUGUGGACUAAGGAAAUCUGAUAGUAUUGACAAGCAUGGAUCACCCAAUAAUAAGGUAAUUGAAUAUAGUUUUAUUACAUGAUAUUAGAAAUGCUUUUCAUUCAAGCGUAAUUCGUCUAUACUGAUUGCACGCAUCAGUACCAAAUAAUGCAUGACGGUUCAUCAUUUUAUAAUGUCUUAUUAUAAUAUAAUAUGGUUAUAAUAUGAUCCAGUGUUUUGGUACUGUAUUAAAUAUAGAAGGUUAGUACUAGUAGGUUACAAACUUUCCCUUCCAGCAAUGUCAGUGCAUGGCCACGGGCAAUUGGAUUUGAAGCAUGCCUUUAUUCUUUAGUUUUUUAUUUGUUGAUCAGAACACGCGGUUAUGUGUUAAAUAUGAAGUUGGCGUUGUUUGUGUUUGAACUACCUAAAGUGAAACGGCAUUCUGUUUUACUGAUACAAAAAAGGACAAUCAAUCAAUCAAUCAAUCAAUCAAUCAAUCAAUUAUAUAUUUAUUUCCCAUGUGUACAAUAAUAAGUAACAAAACUAUGUGUAGUUUGAAAAAAGGACAACAUAUAUAUAUUGCCGUAGAACGUACACUAUAUAACUUGCCCGGCUAAAUCAUGCUGGGUCCGUCUAAAUUAAAAGUUAAAUGAACCUUGUAUUGUACAUGCUCGUUCUGUUUGGGGAUAGCACUUUGUUUCGAGCAAUUAUAAAGACCUGGCAGUAGGGUUAUUUAUCGGCAUAUCGGUGCAGAGUGUCAAUUGUGUUCAGACGUGCUAAAACCCAGGUCACACUACAGCCUGGUUCACAUUGAUCGUAAACAUCGGCGAUGCCCAUUGUCGGUGGUCAUUGAUGCAUAAAAUGUUUUGUGCAUUUUCUUCUUCGUUGCUCACAGACAAUGGAUCGUAGAACAUCGCCGAUCAAUGUGAACCAGGCUUACACAACCAUAGCGAUUGUUUUCAGUCGGACGAUAUAAACGAUAAAGUUUUGACCAAUCAGGGCGCGUAUCAAGUUAUCGUCUAUAAAUGUUAACCAAUGACCUAGCUGUGUUCCAAAGUCCACUACACUGAACAGGCUACACAGACUACACAGGCUAGUUGACCACCAUCUGAACAGUACCGAUAUUCGUAUUCGUCAACAAAUUCACUUCGAUAUUAAAAGAAUCUACAAAGAAAAGACGCAGGCCGUUCGCUUGCCUUGAAAAGUCAAGGUAUUCCAACAUAAUGUAUAUUGAGAUAAUGAAAUGCACAUGUAACCAAAGUAAAUCCGGAAAUACAGGUUUUGUUCACCACAGGAAUUCUGGCUAUAUAUUAAAUUAAACAAGCAUGACGGUAAAAAUGUGUCUGUUUACAAUUACAUCGCUUUGAAUUUUCCUUUCUUACGGCUCACAAUGCCAUCCUGGUGUUGUGAAUUCUUCAGGGAUAACACCCAAUGGUUCAUAACACUACAAGGUAGGUUCUAUUUUGUGAUAUUACAUGUAUGCCAGGUUGUAUCGGGUAAUAUUUAGUGGUAAAAAAUUAUCACCACGUGCGAGAUUACAAUGGCACUGGGGCAAAAAGCUUCAUAUUAAAGCUUCAUAUUAACUUUUUUCAACUGCAUGUACAUUACAUUGUCUUUUAUGUACAAACUCUUAGACUCUUAGUCAAAAGCCCAAAGUCAAAACGUGCGUCGUGAGUAUCACCAUUUCACCAUGGGUAUCAGUCGCUUUUUUAUCGGUUCAUCAUAAACUAUAUAGCCAUUGGCCCACCGCCCACUGCAGCAACCAAAGUAAAAAAUAUGGACGGAAUAGGAAAUUCAUUUGAUUUGAACUUCGACGCUUGUCAGAUUGAAAAUAAUUUGAUCAAAGCGUCUUAAUUUAAUUUAUUAUUCACAAUGAAAUCUCAUCUGAAUAAAUUCCGUGGUUCAUGAAUUACAAUCGACUCGUCCAUAUUCAUUUGAAGGUUGCCUUUGAUCUUGCUUAGGAGUUUUUAGAUUAUAAUACCACUUUUAAUUCUUCAUUAUAGACUAAAGUAUCUAAGUCCUGCAACAGUAUAUAUAAGUAUGAUGUGAUUGUAUAAAAUUUCGUAAAUAAUAUUAUACAUCGGUCAAAGUUCGUAUAAAGAAAACGCACAUGUUUGUAUAAAGUUGUUUUUAUUUGUCACUAAUUCUACAGAAGUCUAGCUGAUUAAUACAGAAAGCUUUUAAAGCAAACACAGGAACAAUACAUGUAUGAAUAUGUGCGCAGGAUUAGGCACUCUCGAAGAUUAAACGAGUUUACCUUCUUGUUGUGUAUGCUCAACAAGUUUUCCUUGACAAGUUUGCGCGGAAAUGACGGAAUACCUCGCGUCAAGGCUUCCUUUUGGUUGCCAAAACCAUAGAAGUAUUCCUUAUACAUUUGUCAAAUGUCAAACUUUCCUUGGUGGCUGUAUAUACACACGAACAAAUGUUCCUUGUCCAAAUGCUGAAUAGCUGAUAUUGCUGGCUUCGUAAAAGGGCUCCUGGCCAAGAGAAACUGUGAUUAUGUUAUCACAAGAGGAUACUGGUGCGUAGCGAUGUUUGGCGCAGUCAAACAUAAAGCAUUUCUCACAGGCGCGCAAAUGCAUAUCGCUUGUACAUGCGCACUACGCGCAGAGCCGGCAGAGGAAUCGAAUCUGACAAUCUGGGUCGCAAAGGUGAACGCUAUUAUUGCUGAUCCCUCGUCCCGCUCUCCUCUAGAAGAGCAGGCCACAGCGGUUCUCCUUAAUCCAGAACCGCAGACAAACAAAUAUACAAACAAGUUUUUAUCACGUCUCAACAAGUAUUUGUUUGCAUAUUUUCCGCAUGCAUUUACGCACGCAAUCCAGCACGCACGCAAUAACACUAAAGAGGAAAUAAACAGAUCAUGUUUGCUAACAUUCUUUUGACUUAUUUUGAUUUUAAAUUUCCUCUUUUCAUCCAGCACUUUAAUUUUAAAUUUCCUUUUUUCAGCUGUGGUGAUGAAGUUUCCUAUUCUUGGUCUAAAUCAAUUUCUAUCUGAAAAAAAAGUUAACAGGAACUACAUAUUCUGGUAUGUAUGUUAUUUAUGUAUAAUCCUCCAUAUAUUUUUGCGUAGUUUUGUACGUCACGACCUGUAGGAAAUUUUAAAACUUUUAAGAAAGGCUCGAAACAUGUUCGACUUAAAUUACAAAACUUUCGUUGGUAGCGAUGCAACUACCUGAAAAAUACAAGGAGAAUCAGGUAGUUGCAUUUCUACCAACAAACGAAAGUUUUAUUAUUGUAGGUGGGUUUCACUCAAGACCUAUACAAUAGGGACACGCUUGGUAGUUGGUGGUAAACUUUACACAAUACAUAUUGCCGCUUUAUGCCUUGUGGAAGCAAGUAAAUUUCGUUCAAUAGUGGGGCUUCGCCGUGGCGAAGUGGUUAGCGCACUUGCCUUUCACCUCUAAGGCCGUGGGUUCAAAUCUCAGUGAGAACUUCUCGAUGUGACUCGAACCCAGUCCUCAUGUGAAAAGAGUAAAAGUCAACGCUCUACCGAAAGUCGUGGGUUUUCUCCGGGUACUCCGUGUUUCCUCCCACAGGGAAAGUUGACAGGGUGGGUUAGGCACAUAGGUCUGGAAGCAGAUCAUUAAUGAGGUAUGGACUAAUAGCGGCAGCUGCUCAAGCGCCAUUUGUAAGCUCAAAGUCUACCUCGGUCUGCUUCACGUCUGUCCGGUUCUAUCUAUCUAUUCAUAAUGUAACCAGUCACUGAAAAGCCCUGAUAGGGAGUGUGCUGUGAAAUAUCUGUAUCUGUAUGUUUGAUACCCAGGCCCGGAGCUACGAGGGGGUGUGGGGGGGGGUGUGACACCCACCCAGUAAUUGUAUUCAGUCGGUAGGACUGCUAUUCAGUCGGUAGAACUGCUAUUUGGGUUAAAUAUUUUUGGCGCAAAGGGCAAGAACGUGGUGGGAAUUUUAGGAAAAUUUUGAGGAAAAAUGUAAAAAUUUUGGAAAAAUGUAAAAAAAUGUUGAAAAUUUGUUAUGUUAUGUGAAAAUUUGUGUGUUAUGUUUUGAACCAGUCGGUUGAAUUGACCUUAUUACACCCCCCCCCCCUGAAGAAUUUCCUGAGGACGGCCCUGUUGAUACCAAACACAAGAUCAAUACUUAUAAUGAAUAUCUAACUCGAUACGAUAAAUUUGUUUCCAUUUGGGGUUGACCACCAAGCGCUAAACAUAUCACGUGACUGAAACCCAGUUAUUGGCACUACCUACACUGGCACAGACUUAAAUGAGCUUUUUCCACUCUCGGUUUAUCCACCAUUUUGGGUGGUAAUGCUUCUCCCAAGUCUGAGACUAGGCCGCGAAAUGCGACUUUCUCUAGUUGUAUCUAGUUGUAUUAGUUCUAUCUAAUGACCAUAAUAUCCAUGUAAAGACAACAGAUCGGUUGACGAGAGAAAAUGAUGGAACAGCAAAAAUUAUAUUACAAGUUCCUAGAGUAAACACUUUAACAUUUCAGAACAGUUAUUACUGCAAAUCACCCAGGACGUUUAACUGUUUACCAUCACACUUACGGCAGUCACUAAUCUCUCAAUCAGUCAAUUUAAAUGCGGACUAUUUAAAUAUUACCAAAACUUGGUAAAGACUAGGUCUACGACAUUGAUGUUCCACAAACGUUUAAAACAGUGUGUGUAAAGUGUCAUUUGUGUCGUCCCUUGUCCAGUCUUUCUGUCAAACUGUGUUGUCAUUAGUUGCUGUUAACCCAGUGGAAAUAUGACUUUGUUAGAGAGCAUGUGAAAUUAAUUAAAUUCCUUUUUUCGAUCCACAUGAUUAGAAUUGCUCAGGACCACAUUAAAUCAAACGUCUCAGUGAUUAGCGAUUUUGAAGCGAUAUAUCCACUGUGUUAACCUAUAUUUCAGUAUUGCAUUAGCAGGUUACCCGUAAAGGAGCAACUAGCUCUGUGGGUUAAACCGGUCAUGUGACAAAGAUUGUAAAAUAAAGUAAAAUAAAAUAAAUAAAUAAGUAUGUAUGAUGGUAAAUUCACAAUUGCAACUUUGUAAAGUCGCUUGUCACACUGUCACAAUUCUAUGGGUCCGGGGGCAUGUCUCCCUGGUAAAAAAUUGAAGUUUGGGUCUCCGAAAUGGCAUUUCCUCCACUGCGGAGGCAUUUGGAGAAAAAUGUAAAUGUCUUCCGCGGCGACGCAACUGAUAAUGAAAAGAAUUACACUCCCUGUGUAAACGACUUUAAAUAAAUAGUUCCAAUGACAGAAUCUUUUUCGUUUUUAAGAUUAACUCUCGCCUCAAAAUGAAGGUGACAAGAUUGACUACGAUGAAACCAUGGGUGCUAAUUUUCCUUGCGAUACGAAAUUUCCUAGAUGGAGCUGAAGAAUACUUUAUAACGCCAACCGCCUGGUACUAUAUAAAAUCUCUAGGCGGCUCCCAACAAUUUCUAGGAAUGGUUCUAUCCAUAUAUGGCGGUGCGGCUGUCGUCGCUGGUCCGAUACUGGGAAAGUUUGCUGACCACUUUGGGUACAUAAAACUCAUCGUGAUUUUUUGCUACGCAUUAAAGGUCGCUGGGAAUUUAGUUUACUCCAUUCCCGUCUCGUUAUACUGUCCUCUGAUUGGUCGAGCCUUGAGUGGGUUUUCCAUAGGGUCAACCGGUAUUCUUUACGGUCAGCUGGUGUUGUACACAUCCGACAGAUCACGUCCAAAAGCGUUUAUUUUUAUCAAUGGGAUGUAUUGCUUGGGUACCGUAUGCGGGCCGGCUCUGAGCAGUUUUUUAGUUUUUGAUGCCAAUAUAUUUGGCUGGAAGAUCGAUCCUGGUAAUUCGUCCGGUGUAAUCCUGGCAUUGGUUUGGUCGGUUUCUCUUAUCGUUUCGCUUUGGUUGCCCAACGAAUUUGGGACGAACAUUGAAUUGGAUAAAACUAUCAUUGCAAUGGAGGACGCCUCGAGUAGUAGUAGCUCGGAUGACAGCGAUUCGUAUUUCGUUCCGUCAAAACCGCCUCCAAAGCAUACGAUUUUCUGCGUGUUUUUUGUGAUAUUUCUAGGUCAAUUUUUCCCAACUAUUGUGACAUUCUAUACUCCACUUAUAGCGCAAGAACGCUUCCAUUUACAAUUCCUCGAUGUAAAACUCCUCUUUCUGGCGAGCUCUAUCCUAUCCCUCGUGCUGUUUCUCACUUUGUACAUUUCUACAGGCUGUUUCGACGAACUAAGGCAAGCCUGUUUAGCGUUCUUUAUGCAAAUCAUCGCGAUUGUUCUACUCCUCUACUUCGCAUUGUAUUGGAACGACGUAUAUUGGUACGACAGCUACCUGCUAAUCCCGUACAUCGCUUUUGGGCUGCAGAAUUUUAUAUUCGCAAUAGGCUGUUCGUUACUGGCCAGAAUCACGGACCCGAGCAUGGCUGGCUUUUACCAAGGCUCGUCUUUUUCGGUAGAUCAUUUAGGAUUUGUGUUUGGACGAAUUGUGUCCGGGUUUAUUUUUACGCGAAUUUCACUGUUAUUGUACUGUACAGGUCUUAGUCUCUUGUGGUUCUUAGGAACGGUUUGGUUUUCACUGGAAUACAACCGAAUAUUGAACUAGUCAUCUCGAGUCCUCUAGUCUGACUUGUGAUGCGUGUAUUCCGGAGUCCAAAUUCGCUUUCAAGCCAGGACACAACGUUCUUGUUGGAAAUUAAUUGGUCAAAUAAAAGAAGGGAAAAUGAAACUGAACCAAAAAUUAUAUCCAGUUAAGGGUUCAAUCUUAUGGUGGCCGUUUUCGAUGUAUAUUUUAUCGUGGUCUUCGUUGUAUCGUAUUUGGCAAUUUUCUAUAUUUUGGUAGAUAAUUAUUUGGAUAUUUUGGAGUCUGUAUAUAAAUGCUGACUUCUAUAUGGCCCUGCACGAAUUUCAGGUCCUAAAUAUAAAUAGGUUUUUAUUAUUAUUAUUAUUAUUUAUGCGAAUAUACCUCAAUCUGUUGUUAAUAAGGUAUUUCGUGUGCAAGAUUAAUUUUUUUCGUACUCCCAACAAAAUCCCCUCUAAUACUUUUUUUGUUUGUGGAAACACUACGUAAAUUUAAUACUGCAAAGUGUUUCCACAAACAAAAAGUAUUAUAUUUUUUAUCGUCAUGCAAUCCUACAAAGAACUUAAAAUCUCCUCUGCCCUGUAGGGUUGUUGAUACUUUGGGUAGCUAAUGUGACAGUAAAACCACGAAAUCUUUUCAUACACUCAAGAAACACUCCAGGUUAACCUUAGACAUAAGCCUACUUGGGUUAAGUGUGGCCCAAAUAUUAUUUUUUUGUAUGUGUAAUAUUUGGAUCAUUCGAAGAAAAAAUGUAAUAUAUCUUUGUAGUAAAAAAUCCUAUCUUGAUCAAGUUUUUCACCGUCACAAAGUUUCCGGAUAUGAUGUCAUUAGAUGAUUUGCAAAUUCGUUUUCCUUUGUUUUUUGCUCCAAAAAUUCAUCCAAUGACAUCGUAUCUGGAAACUUUGAGGGUGAAAAAGUUGAUCAAGAUGAGAUAUUUUACAAUAAAGAGAUAUUACAUUUCUUCUCAGAAUGACCCAAAUAUUGCACAUAGCAAAAAUUAUAUUUGGGGUUAGUCGCAGUUAAAUUUCCUGGGUUUUUAACCUUUUUCCUACAAUAGUCUAGUUAAUAUAUUUGACCAGGACGUUCUUGUGAAAUUAACCAGUCUAUAUUUGGUGCUUUAUCCACCUGACAUAGUCCAGGUGAUUUUAACAUGGGCGACCUGGUCAAUUAUAACCAGUUUCCUGGUUAUAUUAACCCAUGAGCCUAUCGAAGGGAAGAUGGAUAAUCGUUCCAUGUUUCGCGCACCAAUAUAGCUAGUAAACGUUAUGUAAUGGAUAUUAUAGCUGGUAUACUGAAAAGUUAACUGAUUACCUUCAUACACAUAUAUACACACCCUAACCCUAACCUUAAACCUACCCCUAACCUAACCCUAAUACCUAACCCUAACCUAUAUUGGAACGAUAACCGGAAGAGGGCUGUGAAACAUUAGAAUAGUCGACGUUUAUUCAUAAAUCUGGUCCUUCACCGUCACGUGCAGUGUAUUGUAUUUUUGCCAAAUUCACCAAUAGCAAUUUCCAAUUUCCCUAUAUUGUUCGAGUCACUAAUAGAUAACUUUCCUAAAACAUUGCUAUUGGUUAGUUAAAAAUAGAAUACACACGUGACGGUGAAGGACCAGAAUUAUGAAUAAACGUUGCCCAAACAUAGAUAAUGAGUUAUAUUGUUAUUCUAAUGAGUUUCACAGCCAUCUUCCCUUCGAUACCAGACUAUGGAGUCCCGUAGGAACUGAGAUAAAAUGACCAGGCAAUUUAACCAGAAGUAUUUAAAUUAACCCAAAUACUAUUAUUUUAAUUUUUAGGUAGUGGAGAUUUUAAUUAACCAUCGUUCAUUUUAUAUAAGAGUUAUUGACAAUAUUGUAUAUAUAGACUAUAGUGACUGAGUUAGAGUAUUGAAUUUUCCAUGAACGGUACAGUGCACAGUUUGACAAAAAGUGUGAAGUCAGUAAAGCACGAUUCAAAGACAAUUUAUCUGAACGCACAUGCAGUUAUGUCGCUGUCUGGUGGCAGCAUUGGGGACAUUAACUCCGAAACAUUAAACGGCAAUACCGAGUCAAAUAUGCGUAUACUUUUAUUUAUUCUUAGUCGAUAAUUUUUUCAAGUAAAAUCGCGGAUCUGUAACUGCC